Cyprinodon variegatus (sheepshead minnow) is the source of this 2223-nucleotide messenger RNA. RefSeq names its product G protein-coupled receptor 1 (gene cmklr2). The transcript is spliced from 2 exons. The coding region runs from base 341 to 1417 and encodes 358 amino acids. Gene Ontology annotation, biological process: chemotaxis; positive regulation of cytosolic calcium ion concentration; phospholipase C-activating G protein-coupled receptor signaling pathway. Gene Ontology annotation, cellular component: plasma membrane. Gene Ontology annotation, molecular function: G protein-coupled receptor activity; complement receptor activity. The record is from RefSeq and is a predicted model, not a curated record. Lineage: Eukaryota; Metazoa; Chordata; Actinopteri; Cyprinodontiformes; Cyprinodontidae.
AUACUGAGGCCACAGCCUUGUUGAAUAAAAGCCGCCUUCAUUCCCUGCUUCUGACUAAUAACCCUUUCCCUCUCUGUUUUAACGGGUCUGUUGUUGUUUUUUAUGUAGGCUAUAUAUUCUUUCGUGUCUGCCAAGGUCAAUCAGGGAGGCGCAACUACAGAUCAGCGUCUGGAGAGGCUGCUCAGUUUUCUCCUGGAGUAAAACAGUUUGUAAAGGCAACAGAAAAAGGUCCCAGACCAGGAUCAGUUGGAGUAAACACAGAGAGAGCAGAAACAGGCUGGAUUGGGGGAACUCUGCACAUAAAGAUCAACUUCAGUGUAGAGAUCUUAUCCCUGAAACUAUGGAUAAUUCGUCUGAAGACUAUGGAAACUACAUCUAUGAAUAUGAUGAGUACAGCGAUUUGGAGAAAGUGGAUCAUAGUCAGACAGCGGCAAUCCACAUCAUCUCUGUAGUCAUCUACAUCAUUUGCAUCAUUCUUGGCCUGGUCGGAAACGGAGCCGUCAUUUGGGUGACGGGGUUUAAGAGCAAGAAAACUGUCAAUAGCGUUUGGUUGCUCCAUCUGGCCAUCGCGGACUUUGUGUUUGUCCUUUUCCUGCCCUUCUACAUCGACUACAUUUUGAGGGACUUCCAUUGGAACUUUGGUCUUGUCAUGUGUAAACUGAACUCUUAUGUUUGCGUGUUGAACAUGUACGCCAGUGUCCUCUUCCUCACAGUGCUCAGCGUGGACAGAUACGUCUCUUUGGCGCACCUGAGCUGGUGUCAGAGGUACCGCACGCGAAAAAAUGCUUGGAUUCUGUGCAGCUGUAUUUGGGUGGCAGUUGCCCUGCUGAGCUGCUACAUGCUAGUCUUUCGAGAAAUUACACAAUUCAGUGGUAAAGUGGUGUGCUACAUGAAUUAUCAUGGAACACAAUAUACACACACAGGUGCUAUGAAUCACAUUAUAGUAGUGUCAAUCCGUACCUCUGUGGGCUUUCUUUUGCCGUUUACUGCUAUAUUUGUGACAGGCAUACUUCUGUUGAUGAAGGUGAGGCAAUCACAGGGUGUUGUUCGCAUUUCGAGGUUCUCAAGAACAGUUUCAGCUCUUACUCUGGCCUUCUUUCUCUGCUGGGCACCAUUUCAUAUUUUCAGCUUGAUGGAGUUGUCUAUAUACAACUCCAGCUUAAUGCACAGUGUUUUGAAGGCUGGCUUCCCACUUGCCACCAGCUUAGGCUUCUUCAACAGCUGCAUUAACCCGUUGCUGUAUGUGCUGCUAACCAAAAAGGUGCGCAGCAUUCUCAAGGAUGCAUGUCUGAACAUCACUAAGAGUUCGCUGAGGGAGCUGAACCAGUCCAUCUCUGCCACGGAAGUGGAGGUGGAGAUCACGCCUGGAGUCCAUCUGGACAUGAUCCAAGACAAAAGUGGUGUUUCAUCUAUAUAAAUGCAUGCUGCUCUUCUUUCUCAUAAUAUCUAACUCUUUCUAUUUUUCUUCUUUUUUUUAACAUAGUUGUGCCCACUUCAACUUGAAAUUCUUCCUGGUGGAAAAACUAACAAGCUGAGCUCAAGAUGCACAUGAACUAAAGUUUCCCUCCGCUUAUUUUAUAGCAACAGAUGGAGGCCACACUCACAGCUGUAACUUUUGUAAAGGUUUCAAAGAAAAUUGUUGCACAAGUUUUCCAACUAAUGUUCUACUUGCAACAAACAACUGGCUCCUUUUAUUUUUUUUUAGAGUCUCUGUAUCUGUGUGUAGGACUGUUUCUAACAUGCUAUGAAAUAUUUAAAUCAUUAGUGUCUUGCAAAAAUGUAUCUAUAUAAACAUUUUUGCUAUAUAAACUGCUCCAUGCAAAAAAUUGCUUGUUAAAUGUGACAAAUACUAAGGUAAAUGUUUGCAAAAAGAGAUAUAAAUAUAGCAUUUCCUUUCUUGGAAUUUUAACAUUUAUAGAGAAGAAAAAAAGGAUUGAAGCUCUAAUUUAAAAAUGGACUAUCUUUAUGUCAUGAAAUUUAAUGCAAAUUUCGCUUUAAAGCUCUAUUACCUUUAUGUUUAAAGCUGUUUAGUUCUACGUCUGCUAUACUCAUAAAGCUAGAAAGAGGGGACUAAGAAGCCACACAUGGCGCAAGAGCAUUAGGUUGGAUUAGGGCAUAUUAAAUGAAAUGGAGGGAAAAUUGUGAACAGUUUUACCCCUGAUUGGGAAUCACUGCCUUAAGGGAACAAAGUUUUGCCAUUUUUUUUUUCAGGUAUGACCGGUU